Messenger RNA from Dibothriocephalus latus, 447 nucleotides. Lineage: Eukaryota; Metazoa; Platyhelminthes; Cestoda; Diphyllobothriidea; Diphyllobothriidae. The record is from the annotation of a GenBank genome assembly.
AUGGCAGUCAAGGGUCCAUUGACAUUUGGUAUUCAUGCUAUAGUUUCAAGGGCUACGCGGGCGGUUCCCACGGAAAAUGAGAAGAAGGAGGAGGAGGAGGAGGAGAAGAAGAAGAAGAAGAAGAAGGAAGAGGAGGAGGAGGAGAAGAAGAAGAGGAAGAAUGAGAAAAAGAAGGAGGAGGAGGAGAAGAAGAAGAAGAAGGCGGAGGAAGAGGAGGAGAAGAAGAAGAAGGAGGAUGAGGAGGAAGAGAAGAAGAAGCUAUAUCCUUUUCACGACUCUACCACGAAACAUCCUCUCUUAAAGAGCGCAUUUAAACAGGUCCUCCGCAACAUGUUUAUGGCUACCGAGAUGGCGACAUUUGCUAGUCAGUGGCAAAGGAUUCGUACUGCCUUCCUCGGUCCCUUCCAGCCCAUAAAAGUGACGCGGCCCUGCAUCACAAAGGGCUAG